This is a messenger RNA of Trichobilharzia regenti, 552 nucleotides long. The record is from the annotation of a GenBank genome assembly. NCBI's taxonomy places the organism in Eukaryota, Metazoa, Platyhelminthes, Trematoda, Strigeidida, Schistosomatidae.
AUGAGAAGUUCAUGUCGUUUUGAUGAGAACAGGAUUGUAUCUACUGCGAAGGCUAAUGAACCUCGUAAGGGUACAUUUAAUUGGGAAGAUGAAAAAACUAAAACAAAGGAAUUUUAUGAUGAUGGGACAUCGACCUUCUUCUGGAAUGCACAUACUGUUUUAUGUUUGAUAAUAUUCGCAUGUAUUCUCACCUAUGUUGCUGUUGCAGAAAAUGGAAAUUACUCCUCUGAAUACAACAUGAAACGUGGUAUUAGUGCUGUUAUCAUGGUAUUUCUUCUGUUCGGAGUUGUUCAUACGCCAGACGGACCGUUUCUUCGGCCUCAUCCUGCAUUUUGGAGAUUUGUACUAUGCCUUAGCAUUUUAUACGAGUUGAUCCUGGUCUUUCUACUAUUUCAGAGUGUGGAUGAUGCACGUCAGUGGUUACGAUAUUUAGAUUUGGAACUUGGAAAACCAUUAGAAGAAAAAGAUUAUGGGGAAAUUGUCGAAUAUACGAUUGGGAUACACCGAAUGAUCCAUGGCAUAAUAUUAUCUCAAAAAUGGAUGGUUUUGUAG